AGACGCCAUUAAAUGUCCGUUCAGUGAACGUUGGUUAGCCGUUUGCCAGCUCAUCCCUCCAUUUGUUAGCAUAGCUGCAGGUAAUAAUGGAGAGAUAUCAGAUUGAUAAGACACCGGAAUUCAGAGACAGACGUUUCUUACGGUUCAACACACCGCCAUAACGGAGGAGCUGAACCUUAACGGCCGGAGACGAUUCAAAGCAAGAAGAGAAAAGAGUGGAGAAAGGGAACGAGCCAGAACUGGAGACAGAAGUGAAAAGAUGCUGAGAUAAAGGAGAAGCGGAGCUGGAGACAGGAAUGUGAGGAGGAGAAAACGAAGGGAUAAAACAGAGGGAUAGAAGACGGGGAAACACCUGCAGAGUUGGCUGCAGACGGAGGGAUUGUGGAAAGCGGGAAGCAGCUUCAGUCACCAAACCAAACCGGCGCAGACUGAAUUAAGCGUGUCUCCCUGGAGAGUGUGUGCCUAAACUGGGAGGGUGUGUGUUGUCCCGUGUUGAUGAGUGUGUGGGUGUUUUCUGUCACCUUUGAUGGGACAUUAAGAGAUGUGCGCGCUGCAGCGUCUGUGGAUGGGCUGUAGGGGGCGCUGUCCCCCAGUCCUCUCCGUCCUCCUCCUCCCUCUGUACUUCCUGUUUGCUCAGGGAGCCAUCACCAUCCCGAGUCAUUAUAAUUACCAGCCCUCUCAAACGCCUCCCAACCUGACGGUGGUUCCCAAAUCGGUGACGGCGUUUACCCGAGACGACGUGGUUCUGACCUGCAGCGCCAGCGGCAGCCCGACCCCGCUGAUCCGCUGGCUGAAGGACGGGGUCCAGUUCGGCCCAGAGAAGAGCGGUUCCGGAAAGAUCAACGCCUCAGAAGACGAAGAAGCGAUGGAGCUGGAGUCUUACGCCGGCGUCUACCAAUGCUUCGCCUCCAACGACCUGGGCACCGCCAUGACGCAGGCCGUGGAGGUCAUAGUGGAGCCUUAUCCGUUUGUAGCAAAAGAGAACAGACUGGAUAAGACGGCGUAUGAAUCGGAGAGCCUGAUCCUGAGCUGUAACCCUCCGAAGAGGUUGACGCCUCCUCAGAUCUACUGGAUGGGAACCAAGAUGCGUCACAUUCACCAGAAUGACAGAGUGAUGAUCGGCCUGGACGGAAACCUGUACUUCGCCAACCUCAUCAACAGCGACAGCAGAAGCGACUACUACUGCUACGCCCAGUACACUGCAGCCAGGACUAUCAUCCCUGUGACUGUGGCUAGUCUCACCGUCCUACCCAGUAAUGAAGUCGUUCGUGGAAGAAAACCAGAUUUGCUCCAACCCCAUGGCUCCCACACCGCAGUGCAGGCCCUCAGGGGUCAAAGUGUCACCCUUGAAUGUAUCCCCAAAGGCCUGCCGACGCCCUGGGUGGAGUGGCAGAAGACGGACGGUGACCUGAAGACCACGAGCGCCUCGCUGGACAGCUUCGACCGCUGGCUUUACUUCGACAGCAUCACCGAGGACGACGACGGCGAGUACCGGUGCAGGGCGCACAACGUCCACGGGAAUGCUACGCACUCCUUCACCGUCACCGUGAAAGCGGCUCCCUACUGGGUGAAGGAGUUCUCAGACCUGACCCCUGACCCGAUGUACGCGCCGGGGGAGACCGUGAGGCUGGACUGCCUGGCCAAGGGGAAUCCUGCACCCGCCAUCACCUGGAGAAUCAACGGCGAGCCGCUCACAGCGGUGGACGAGGAUCCCCGCCGCAGCGUGGCCGGCAGCGCGCUGAUCCUGAGGGACGUGGUCCUUUCUGACACGGCCAUCUAUCAGUGUGAAGCCACCAACGUUCACGGCUCCAUCCUGCAGAACAUCAACCUGUUUGUCGUCGAGCUGCCGCCUCAGAUCCUGUCUUCUGAUGGGAUUGUGUACAAAGUGUUUGAAGGUGGACAAGUCAACAUGGACUGUGAGGCGUUUGCUGCUCCCCGGCCUCAGAUUACAUGGCUGCGUGAGGACGCCGUUUCUCUGCUGUUGGAUAAUCGCGUUUCCUUAUUCACCAAUGGGACGGUUCAACUGGUCAACGUCACCCAUGAGGACAGCGGCGCCUACAUCUGCUCUGUUGACAACACCAACAUCUCCAUCACCGCUAACCUGGAAGUCUUCAAUCGAACUGUGAUUCUUAUAGGUCCGCAGGACGUUGACGUUGACCGGGGACAAACUGCUUACCUGCACUGUCACUUCUACAAAGAUCCUCGGCUGCGGGCCAACGUCCAGUGGAAAAAGGACGAACGGGACCUGAACUUCCCAAUGCCUAACAAGUCCAGGUACAAUCUCCUCAGGAAUCACACGUUACAAGUGAAAAAGGUCCAGCAAAACGACACAGGCAGGUUUUCCUGUGAGGUCCGAACGGACCCGGUGGGCCAGGUGUCGGUGGCCCACCGGGUCACGGUGUUAGCUCCACCGGACCCCCCCAGCUCUGUAUCGCUGGCCCCCAUGAAGGACUACAGCGCCACCCUCAGCUGGAUCCCAGGAUCUUCGCACAACAGACCCAUAACAGAGUUCAUCGUUGAAGCCGAGGAGAAGCCGCAGUCGGACGGCGGCGCCGCGGCGUGGAGGCACUGGACGACGGCUCCUGGAGACUUCAGGCUCUUGCAGCUCAGCCUGCAGCCUUUCUGCUGGUACCGCUUCAGGGUCGCCGCCGUCAACCAACUGGGCCGGAGCAAAGCCAGCGAGCCCACCAGGCCGCACAGCACUCCGGCUGCAGCGCCGCGUUCGAACCCCACGAAUGUUCGCAGCAACUCCACCGAGCCGGGCGUCCUGCUCAUCACCUGGGACGAGAUGGAUAAACGCCUCCACAACGGCCAGGACUUCCGGUACCGGGUGCACUGGCGGGAGGCCGACGGCAGAAACGCGGAGUGGAACUGGGCCGACGCCAAGUCUCCGCCGUUCGCGGUGAACGACACGGGAACCUUCACGCCGUUUGAGAUCAAAGUCCAGGCUGUCAACGCCAUCGAGUCAGGCCCGGCUGCCGAGGCAAAGACUGGACACUCCGGCGAGGACAAGCCGGAGGAGCCGCCCACCGGCGUGGCCCUCAGCGUGAUGAACAGCACCGUCAGAGUGACGUGGAACGAAGCGCAGAACGUCCGCGGCCACCUGCUGGGCUACAGGCUGUACUUCAGGAGGCUGGGAUCCUCCAGCGGACGGGACAGGAGGUCUCUGGGAAAACACCACCGCACGGCGGAGAAACACCGACUGGAGCCACACAAACUGGCGAACAGGAACAACUGGGUGGAGGUGGUCGAUGGCGCCAAGACGACCGCUGACGUUACUGGUCUGCGUCUGUUCUCCCAGUACGAACUGGAGCUCACCGCCUUCAACAGCAAAGGGGAGAGCCCUCGCUCCUCACCGGUGCGCUUCAACACGCCAGAGGGAGCUCCUGGUCCUCCUGCCUCUCUGACGUUUGAAAGCCCAACGGAAACCUCACUGAUUCUCCACUGGUCUCCUCCGCAUGAAGUUAACGGAGAACUUCAGGGCUACGAGGUCCAAUAUCAGCAAGAGGGGGGCAGCCAGACGGAGAUCCAGAUAUCCAGAAUCAAUGUUUUGAACAAAAACCAGGCUGAACUGACCAAUCUGGACCCGAGCAGCUAUUACCUGUUCAUGGUUAUCGCGUGCACCGCAGCAGGAUGUGGCCCGCCCAUCACGCGGAGAGGCGCCACGCUGCUGGAAGGAGCUCCUCCCACAAACAUCACCGUGGUUUCCAGUGUCACGUCCUUCAACCUGAGCUGGGUGCCUGAGGACCGGCACCGGAACCACGGCUUCCACAUCCACUUCCUCCGGAAGAGCGCCGGCGGUCAGUGGGAGGAGUCAGAGCUGAUCAACUCCACGCAGGGUUUCUAUUCGCUGACGGGCCUCCAGCCAGGAACCGAGUACAGCCUGAGGAUCCUGCACGACAACAACACGCACUGGCAGGAAAUGCUGCGGACCGUCGGACCAGUGCCGUCGGAAAUGCCGGGCCGGUUUGCCACGCAGGGCUGGUUGAUUGGACUCAUCAGCGCCAUCGUCCUCCUCAUCCUCAUCCUCCUCAUCCUCUGCCUCAUUAAGCGCAGCAGGGGGGGGAAAUACGCAGUGAAGGACAAAGAGAAAAAAGACAUCGACUUCGAUCUUCAGAACAAGGAUGAAACCUUCGGCGAGUACAGAUCUCUGGAGAGCGACGGAGACGAGAAGCGCUCGGACAGCCAGCGGUCCCUGUGCGACGACAGCAAGCUGGGGAGCGAAGACUCGCUGGCCGAGUACGGGGACAGCGUGGACAUCCAGUUCAACGAGGACGGCUCCUUCAUCGGCCAGUACAGCGGCCGCUCCGCCGCCGCCGCCGCGCCGCACGGCAGCUCCGGCCCGGCCUCCCCGCUGAACCCGGCGCCGCCGCCCCCCUUCGCUCCCUCCAUGUCCGGCAUCCUGAACCGGCCCAGCUAGAUCCACAACCAGAACCGCCUACACAUGCAUGUCUGCAGCAGAACGGCAGAGACGGACCCGAUUCCACUUCCUGGUUCCGACAGGAAGUUUUACUCUCCAUGUUUACAGCUUUUGAUGCAAAACUGCUAACUGUAAGAAAAAUGAACAAAUUUGGCUCCUUUAGAGAAACAAAUAUAUCUUCAUUAAAUUCAUUCCACUGUCUGAUGCUGCAGUGAGUAACUCUCUACUGUUCAACUCUGCAAAAACACAGAAUAACGCCAAGAGUUUGGAGUGCAGAUAAAAUUACACUAAAUUAAGACAAAACUAAUUUAAAUUCAUCUUAUCAGCAAGAUUAGAAACUUAUUUUAAGUAAAUAAUUCAUUAAUAAUGAUGAAAAAGUUCCAGUUCCAAGUAAAUUAAACCAGUAUUUUUUCAUAUUAAGGAAUUACUUUGUUAAAAGAAGCUUUAAAUCUUACUGAUAAGUUAUUUUCAUGUUAGUUUUGUCUUAAUUAAAGCCUGUUAAUCUAUUUGCACUACAAACUGGAUUUACACUUGGUAUUAUUCUGUGUUUUUGCAGUGAAUCUUCACUGCCGUAUUUUUAACCGUUGCUGUAAAGCAUGGAGUUAGCAGCUUUGUACUGUUGAGCUCACACAAUAUUAAUAUUAUAUUAUUAUCGCUCUGUCAGAAUAUAACGGCUUCAAAUUUCUCCUUCACCGAUAAAAAGCGAAAGCUGGCGCAGCUGGGAGCAUUACAGGACAAAUAUGACGCAUUUAGCUGAACUUCCCAUGAAUAUUUCAGCCUCAUCCUGGGUUUUUUUUCAUCCAUUUUUACUCAAACAUCAUCAUUUCUUUUAUAUAAGCAUUUAAAUUUCUUCUUGACCGAACUGGGAACGAUGCAGACUUUGGUUUUGAGAGGAUAAAUCGGUACUAACCUCUGCUUCUCUGUGCAGCUUCAGUGCGCAACUAAACCAUGUAAUCAGAGUAAAGUAUAAAUCCCUCAAUAUAAUGUUUAAUUUCACACAUUUUCAACGUGCCUCUCAGUUUUUAAAGGGAAAAGUUUAACCGAAUUGUAAUAAAGUGUAGUUAGUCCCCUUGGCCACCAGAUGGAGCCAGUUUUAACUGACUGCAGUGAUUUUCAGUUGCAAAAAGCUCGCAGCUUCCUAUGCAGAGGCGGGAAAAUGAUUAUGCAGGCAGGAAGAAUCUCACGUUUUCCUUCUCUGAAUGUAAAUAAAACCUCAAGAUUGUCUCUUUUUGUUACUUUAUACAGCUUGUUUUAUAAAAUAACCAAAUUGUUUUUAUUAUCUAUUGACGUGUUUGAUUUUGAGCGUUUGUAACGUCCUGACCCACCGUCUGCUGUUGACCUUUACCCUCGUGUCACUUAGUAGCUCCAGAUCCUGUAGAGACGAAAAUUAGGAAAUUCAACCCUCUUCCUGUUUCCUGUAGAGCUUAGAGACGCAGCAGAAGUACAGAUUAUUAAAUGUGACGUUCAAACGGACGUAGACAAAUGGAGUAAAUGUCUGCCAAAAAAACUCAGAAAUGUUCAGAUUAAUCUCACAUUUUUGAGUCAAAAAAAGUCUACAAAGAACUACAAAAUU
This is a messenger RNA of Poecilia reticulata (guppy), 5993 nucleotides long. RefSeq names its product neural cell adhesion molecule L1.1-like. Gene Ontology annotation, molecular function: cell-cell adhesion mediator activity. The record is from RefSeq and is a predicted model, not a curated record. NCBI's taxonomy places the organism in Eukaryota, Metazoa, Chordata, Actinopteri, Cyprinodontiformes, Poeciliidae. Gene Ontology annotation, cellular component: plasma membrane; axon. Gene Ontology annotation, biological process: axon guidance; brain development; cell-cell adhesion.